Molecule: messenger RNA, 3741 nt
Organism: Pteropus alecto (black flying fox)
Lineage: Eukaryota; Metazoa; Chordata; Mammalia; Chiroptera; Pteropodidae
Gene: IKBKE
Product: inhibitor of nuclear factor kappa B kinase subunit epsilon
Exons: 21
Coding region: 383-2650 (755 amino acids)
Biological process (GO): peptidyl-serine phosphorylation
Cellular component (GO): cytoplasm
Molecular function (GO): protein serine/threonine kinase activity; ATP binding
Source: RefSeq, a predicted model, not a curated record
AAAUCAGGAAGUGUGAGAGAGCUGCUAGCCGCUGGGAGGCAGCUGAGUGUUCACAGGGAGGCAGGGGGGCAACCCUUAGCUCUCAGCUCUCCUAGCUUCUCAGGUGGCACUCAGUCACUUCCACUGGUCCAGUCUUUGGGUCCUCGGGGCCCGUAACCACGAGCAUGUUAUGGGCACUGACCAUGGAUGACAGCGAGCCCUGAAGGCUCUGGGGGUGCCACCCAAUCCCACAAGCCUGCAUGCCCCGCAGCCGAGAUGGGCUCAACUCCUGGACUUGCUACAGACAGAAAACAUAACACACACUUGACAGAGAGAGUCUCUGCCUGAUCCAGGGCUGCUCCAAGCACAGGGCAGAAGGUGGCUGGCCAGCCAAAGGCAGGAGAUGCAGAGCACCGUCAAUUAUCUGUGGCACACGGACGACCUGCUGGGGCAGGGAGCCACUGCCAGUGUGUACAAGGCUCGGAACAAGAAAUCUGGGGAGCUGGUUGCUGUGAAGGUCUUCAACACCGCCAGCUACUUGCGACCCCGGGAGGUGCAGGUGAGGGAGUUUGAGGUGCUGCGGAAGCUGAACCACCAGAACAUCGUCAAGCUCUUCGCUGUGGAGGAGACGGGGGCCAGCCGGCAGAAGGUGCUGGUGAUGGAGUACUGCUCCAGUGGGAGCCUGCUGAGUGUGCUCGAGAGCCCCGAGAACGCCUUCGGGCUGCCGGAGGAGGAGUUCCUGGUGGUGUUGCGCUGUGUGGUGGCUGGCAUGAACCACCUGAGGGAGAAUGGCAUCGUCCACCGGGACAUCAAGCCAGGGAACAUCAUGCGCCUCCUGGGGGAGGAGGGGCAGAGCAUCUACAAGCUGACGGACUUCGGGGCCGCCCGGGAGCUGGAUGACGAUGAGAAGUUCAUCUCAGUCUACGGGACUGAGGAGUACCUGCACCCGGACAUGUAUGAGCGGGCAGUGCUUCGGAAGCCCCAGCAGAAGGCAUUCGGGGUGACUGUGGAUCUUUGGAGCAUUGGGGUGACCCUAUACCAUGCAGCUACCGGCAGCCUUCCUUUCGUGCCCUUUGGUGGGCCCCGGCGCAACAAGGAGAUCAUGUACCGGAUCACCACAGAGAAGCCAGCUGGGGCCAUCGCAGGCACACAGAGGUGGGAGAACGGGCCCCUGGAGUGGAGUUACGCCCUUCCUAUCACCUGCCAGCUGUCGACGGGGCUGCAGAGCCAGCUGGUGCCCAUCCUGGCCAACGUCCUGGAGGUGGAGCAGGCCAAGUGCUGGGGCUUCGAUCAGUUCUUUGCGGAAACCAGCGACAUCCUGCAGCGCGCUGUCGUGCACGUCUUCUCCCUGCCGCAGGCCGCCCUGCACCAUGUCUACAUCCACGCCCACAACACGGUAGCCAUCUUCCUGGAGGCUGUAUAUAAGCAGACCAACGUGGCCCCCCAGCACCAAGAGUACCUCUUCGAGGGUCACCUCUGUGUCCUUGAACCCAACCUUUCAGCACAGCACAUUGCCCACACGACAGCAAGCAGCCCCCUGACGCUGUUCAGCAUGGCCAGCGAGACCCCCAAAGGGCUGGCCUUCAGGGACCCUGCUCUGGACAUCCCCAAGUUCGUGCCCAAAGUGGACCUGCAGGCAGAUUACAACACUGCCAAGGGUGCGAUGGGUGCCGGCUACCAGGCCCUGCGGCUGGCACGGGCCCUGCUGGCCGGGCAGGAGCUGAUGCUUCGGGGGCUGCACUGGUUUGUGGAGAUGCUCCAGGCCACUUGCAGGCGGACACUGGAGGUCACACGGACAUCACUCCUCUUCCUCAGCAGCAGCCUGGGACCCGAGAGGCUCAGCAACAUGGCUAGGAUGCCCGAGAUCGAAGAACUGAAGAGGGCCACAGAGCUGAGGUCCACGCUGCGGGCUUUGGCCGAGGUCCUCUCCAGAUUUUCCCACAAUAUGACAGAGACCCAGACGAACCUGAGUAGCCUGAGCUCAGAGCUGGGGAAGAACCGGGAUCAGGUACAUGAGGACAGAAGGUCUGUGGGAUUUACCUUCUUGGUGGGGCAGGGGUGGGGGCAGGGUGUACAGCUCGAAAGGUCCAGAAGCCUUUUUAGGCAUCAGCCUACUUUCUCCCUUUUCUUGGCAAUGGCUCUGGGGCAGGGGAUGGUGAUGGGGAAUCUGGGAAUGCACGAGACCCUCUCCCAUUUCUGUCUGUUUCCUUCAGGGCUUGGCUACAACGAGGAGCAGAUUCACAAACUGGAUAAGGUGAAUUUUAGUCACUUAGCCAAAAGGCUCCUGCAGGUGUUCCAGGAGGAGUGCGUGCAGAAGUAUCAGACAUCCCUAGUCACGCAUGGCAAUCGGAUGAGGUUGGUGCACAAGGCCAGGAACCACCUGCGCCUGGUCGGCUGCUCCGUGGCUGCCUGCAACACAGAAGCCCAGGGGGUCCAGGAGGGCCUCAGCAAGAUCCUUGACGGGCUAUCUCACCAGCUACUUCAGGACAGAACAAAGGGGGCUCAGGCCUCACCACCCCCCGUAGCAACUUAUGCCAGUCCUGCCCUAAGGGACCUAGGUGUCCACAUGGAAAAGCUCUAUGAGGAGAUGAAGCUGCUGGCCUUUGACCUCCAGGACAACAACCGCAUCAUUGAAGGGUUAAGUAGGGUCCAAUCGGCUCCUGAUGUCUGAGCUCCUUGGCGUGCACGCGGCAUCCUGAAGCAUUAGAAUCAUUCGAACACUGUGCUCCUGCCUACACUGUGGGACCCAACACAGGAUGAUACCUGGUCCCGUCUCAUCAGCCUACCUCCCUCCUGGCCAACAGCUGGGAGAUGUCACCAGCAUUACCUUCCACUGCCUUUCUGCAGGAAGCAGCACACAGGACCUGGGGCACCAGACAGUCUCUGUCAGGACCUACUUACUGCCUGUGCUGAACUUUAUAUUUUAUGUGGGCUCAGGUACGGCUCCUCCAGCACCCUGGCAUGCGCAGCUGAACCUGGCCGGGCCAUGGGGAGAAGAGGCAUCAAGAGCCUCUCACCCACCCCUCUGGUUUACAGGGCUUCGCUCCUCAGGGAACAGACGACAAGACCUCCUGGGGUUUGGAUCAAACAACCUAAUCUCAGUCUUCCUUCCUCUCAAGGUGUUUCUUGUUGGACAUACAGCUCUCUCCCCUCUCCUGUAAUUUCUGAGGGUUACCACACUCGGCCACAGCUAUCACAGAGCCCAAUUCUCCUUCUGCUCUUGGUCUGGCUGAGCCUAAGCUGGAGAGAAUGGGUGGCGGAGGCCGGAUGCCGCUGUCCAGGGCCCAUUCCCUCCUCUCUCCCUCUGAGGCACUGCCAGGUUUUGGGAUAUGCAGCCAGCUGGGGUCGAUAGUAGCCAUGCAAUUAGCACAGGCCUGAGAGUCAGAGUUUUGAGAUAAAAGUCCUGCACCUUGAAGAAAUGGAAUAAACGUGGGCUUCUUUUUUAUUUCCAAGGGGCUCUUACUGGGCCGUAUGUGUCGCAGGGGAAGGACCUUGGCUGGGUGUGCUUGGCUUCCCAGCAGGCACAGGGGUGGGACCUGUGAGGAGAAGGAUGGGGAAAUGGAGAUGGGACUGGUCACUUCCUGAUUGCUGCCUUUCCCCUAAAUGGGCCCUAACUUCAGGGAAAAGCUCAAGAGGGGUGGCCCCCAGCGGGGAGGGCUUGCCUUCCUAUUCUGUCUCUUCUCUUGACUCCUGUCAUUUGGGAAGCUGUAUAAUGGGCCUGAAACUUUGGGAAAAAGAAGUUCUUUUUUUAUUAACCUCAAA